Molecule: messenger RNA, 1233 nt
Organism: Penicillium macrosclerotiorum
Lineage: Eukaryota; Fungi; Ascomycota; Eurotiomycetes; Eurotiales; Aspergillaceae
Product: metallophosphoesterase family protein
Exons: 2
Coding region: 1-1233 (410 amino acids)
Cellular component (GO): cytoplasm
Molecular function (GO): hydrolase activity, acting on ester bonds
Source: RefSeq, a predicted model, not a curated record
AUGUGGAGCUCGCUUGCACUUCUCACUUUUUUCGUUUCUCCUUCUCUCCAGAGCGCUGUUGCAAAGCAGUUCGCACCCCUCAGGUUUCAAAAAGAUGGAACUUUCCAAAUCUCAAUCCUUGAAGAUCUACAUUUUGGCGAGAACGCAUGGGAUUCCUGGGGUCCGGAGCAAGAUGUCAACUCUGUUACUGUGAUCAACAGAGUGCUGGAUGCUGAAUCACCAGACUUAGUUGUCCUGAAUGGGGAUCUUAUCACUGGAGACAACGCCUUUCUCGAAAAUAGCACUGUGUAUAUGGACGAAAUUGUAGAGCCUCUUGUUGAGCGUGGGUUAACCUGGGCCUCCACCUACGGUAAUCACGACAGUGCUUACAACCUCUCACGAGCUGCUUUGCUGGCCCGAGAACAUCGUUGGCCCAAUUCGCGUACCAAGCAGAUGGUUUCUGGUCGUGAUGCUGGAGUGACCAAUUAUUAUCUUCCUGUCUACGGUGCGGACGACAAAUACUCAACCAAGGUCCCAAAAAUGCUGUUAUGGUUUUUCGACAGCCGGGGUGGUUAUUAUUAUCAGGAACUGGAUUCCUCUGGAAACGAGGUGGCGCAACCGAAUUGGGUCGACACAAGUGUGGUCAACUGGUUCAAACGUACCAAUGCUGAGCUUGUAGAGAAGUAUCGCAAGCAAAUUCCUUCUCUCGUGUUUGUGCAUAUCCCGACGAACGCCUCUCAAGCAUUUCAGACACAGGUUGGUGUCAAUGCACACCAGGAGCCUGGAAUCAAUGACGACUAUGUUCUUGCUCAACAGGGAGAAGGUUGGUGUGCUGAUGGUAGCAACGAUAGCUCCUGCGAAUAUGGCGGUCAAGACGUCCCGUUCAUGAAAGCCCUUGUUGAAACCCCUGGUGUGAUUGGAGUUUUCUCAGGCCAUGACCACGGUGAUACAUGGUGCUACAAAUGGGAUACCCUCAUUUCCGGUAUGUCGGUCAAAGGAAAUGGAAUUAACCUUUGCUUUGGGCAGCACACCGGCUAUGGCGGGUACGGUAGCUGGAUUCGCGGAUCUCGCCAAGUGCUUGUCACCGAGUCCAAGCUCCAACAGCAUGAGGUCGAUACGUGGAUUCGACUGGAAUCUGGGGGCGUCGUUGGCUCCGUCUCGUUGAAUGCAACCUAUGGCGAAGACAGCUACCCAAGCACUCCUGACCAACUCUCAUCGUGCCCAACCUGCAACUACACACUCGAGAGCAACUAA